Molecule: messenger RNA, 1518 nt
Organism: Thamnophis elegans (Western terrestrial garter snake)
Lineage: Eukaryota; Metazoa; Chordata; Lepidosauria; Squamata; Natricidae
Gene: TST
Product: thiosulfate sulfurtransferase
Exons: 3
Coding region: 470-1363 (297 amino acids)
Biological process (GO): transsulfuration
Cellular component (GO): mitochondrion
Molecular function (GO): thiosulfate-cyanide sulfurtransferase activity
Source: RefSeq, a predicted model, not a curated record
GCGGGGUAGAGAAGCAUUUUGUUUCCCCGAGGGUGACUCAGAGGCGAGGCGCGUUUCUUCGAACGCUUUCCAGUGGACGCCUUGCCUGAGCUUCCUAGAGAACGAGCGUUACGGAAGCAGAACCCGGAAAGCUGGCUGAUCCAUUGACCUUCUAGUUCUUGUGCAAGAACGGGAGGCACAUUCUUACAAAAAGCCCUGGAAGUUUUCUCUAAACAAUUACUUCAGUUUCUCGUCUAACUCGUCUAAGUAACUAGAGGGAGGGAGUGAUUUUGCAGCUGAUUGUGGAUAUCCCUGUGCCAGUCCUAAGUCCAGACUUGAAUAGGAAUGAAAUUGGCUAGGGCUUCUUUCUCCACCCUUUCUUAGUUGAUUGGUAGGGAACAAGACAUCAGAGCCUGGACAGAGUACCUCCCUUUUCUGCACACACCAUUUUCCACUUUUGAGUUCACCCAUCAAGAAAGCUUUCCUUAACAUGGUGCAACAAGCUUUAUACAGAGGUUUGGUCUCCACCAAAUGGCUAGCAGAAGCUGUCCGAGCCAAAAAGAUUGGCCCUGAGUUGCGGGUGCUGGAUGCUUCCUGGUAUGAACCUGGAACAAGAAAUGCCCAGAAAGAAUUCCAAGAAAAACACGUGCCUGGAGCCUCUUUUUUUGAUAUUGAAGAAUGCAAAGACAAAUCAUCGCCUUAUGAGCUUAUGCUGCCCAGUGAGAAACAUUUUGCCGAUUACGUUGGCCACUUGGGCAUUGGGAAUGAUACACAUGUCGUUGUGUAUGAUGGAGACAACCUGGGCACCUUCUACGCACCACGCGCAUGGUGGAUGUUCCGAGUCUUUGGGCAUCGAACUGUUUCAGUGCUGAAUGGGGGAUUUAAAAACUGGCUGAAGGAAGGUCACCCAGUAACAUCAGAGAUCACCCGGCCAGAGCCAUCUGUCUUUAAAGCCAGUCUUAACACAUCUCUCCUGAAGACCUAUGAAGAGAUGGUGGAGAACAUGGGAUCCAAGCGGUUCCAGGUAGUGGAUGCCAGAUCUGAAGGGCGAUUCCGAGGAACAGAACCUGAGCCAGGAAAGACAGGGAUAGAACCAGGUCACAUUCCAGGUUCCACAAACAUUCCUUUCUUCAACUUUUUGACUGAGGAAGGAUUUGAGAAACCCCAAGAAGAAAUCAGGAGUAUGUUCCAGGAGAAGAAAGUAGAUCUUUCAAAGCCAUUGAUUGCCACAUGCCGCAAGGGGAUUACAGCCUGCCAUAUUGCCUUGGGAGCAUAUCUCUGUGGUAAACCAGAUGUGGCCAUCUAUGAUGGAUCCUGGUCAGAGUGGUUUCGUCGUGCCCCAUCUGAGUAUAAAAUGUCUGAAUGGAAUCGCCAUAAGGCAUAAUAACUCAAUUUUCUGUGAAGCACAGUUCUUAAUGCUAAGCAUAAUGAAAAGCUAGGAAAAUUCCUAUUCUUUUAUAAUUUUAUCAUUUUUAAUCCAUGGUUGCUGCUUGCUUUUGCAAACUGGUAAUUAAAUAAAAUUGAAUCUUAAGUCAAGUA